Messenger RNA from Vanrija pseudolonga, 1168 nucleotides. It is a transcript of the gene vps66, whose product is annotated as Putative lysophosphatidic acid:oleoyl-CoA acyltransferase. The transcript has 3 exons. The record is from RefSeq and is a predicted model, not a curated record. The coding region runs from base 32 to 1153 and encodes 373 amino acids. NCBI's taxonomy places the organism in Eukaryota, Fungi, Basidiomycota, Tremellomycetes, Trichosporonales, Trichosporonaceae.
CUCACAUCUCUGCAACAACCCCGUCAACACCAUGGAGAAGUUCUCAAAGUGGAGGGACCCGUCCACGGGCAUCCAGCCCUUCCUCCCGCUCCAGGCGCCGCCGUCCUCCCCGCUCUCGCUAGCACUGUACCCCUUCGCGCUCGUGUUCGGCCUGGCGCGCCUGCUGCUCCUCGGCGCGCUGUACCUCAUCCACCUGGUGCUGGUCGACACGCUCCUCGCGCCGCUGGGCGGCGCGGGCCGGCCGCUCGCCUCGCUCCUCACUGCGCUGACGGCGCGCCUCGCGCUCGCCCUGCUCGGAUACUACUGGAUCCCGGUCGAGACCGUGUCGGCCAAGCGUGCGCGCGGUGGUGUCGCGCAGGUCGCUGGAUCGCCGCGCAGGGGCGACCUCAUCAUCGCCAACUGGACGAGCUAUGUCGACGUGCUGUUCUACGCCUUCCGCCACAACCCCACCUUCCUCCUGCCUGUCUUUGCGGCGCCUGCGUCGACGGGCGAGACGUUCGGCAGGUCGACGGGCACGGGGUCCGCGUCGAUUCUGCUGCCGUCCUCGACGUCCCGGUGCGAGGGCUACGUCGCCGUCAGCGCGCUGUCGCUCAUCGCGCGCACCGGCGCCCUGCCGCCCACCCUCGAGGACGUGAGCGGCACCCUGUUCAAGACGCUCGCAGAGGCGCGCAAGGCGGCGUCUGGCCCCGUGCUCCUCUUCCCCGAGGCGACGACGUCCAACGGCCGCGCGGUGCUGCGCUUCGGCGAGGGCGUGCUUGCCGAGGAAGUUGGCAAGGAGGGUAUCGUCUGGAUCAAGUUUACGCGCCACGCCGUCCCGACAACGCUGCUGCCCGGCGCGACGUGCCCUAUCCCGGCGGUUGGCGCGCACCUCCUCGCGUUCGCAGCGACGCUCCCCCUUCCCCGCUCCAUGGCCGUGCGCACCCUCCACCCAUCCGCCGCACCGUCCAGCCCGUCAUUCCUCCCCUCCGAGGUGCUGGCCUCCCAGCCUGGCGGUCUGGCUGCCGCAAAGGAUGACAAGGCAGUGUGGCGCGAGGCAUGUGGCAUCGUCCUUGCAGAGACUGGUCGCGUGCGCCGCGUCCCCGGCAUGGGCUGGGUCGAGAAGACGAGCUUCCUCGAGUACUAUGCCAAGAGCCGCGAGUCGCGCCGUAGGUAGAUAGAGAUUAGACGC